GCUCUCACGUCCCGUUUUCCGACUGCCGUUCUCCCACGCCUCCAGAGUACCCAAUGACCCUCGCAGGCUGAGUUCUGGCGGCCGUGCUCAUCCAACCAGUGGCCCGAGGGGCAGGGUGCGUCUCCAGUGCGACGCCCGCCCCAGCGCAGGUUCCGGUCUUAGGGGAGAGAGAGGUAAAGAGCGGGGCACGCGGGGCGCCUCCUCCGGGACGGACCUGGCGAGCGCAUCUUCUCGGCGGGUCCUCCACCACUCAGCCCGCGCCGCCCAAUUUCUAUACAUGCCGGGCUGUUGCCCCAAGUCACUCCCAGCAAGAGAGACCAAGCGCCCUGGGAAUAACCGCAUUCACUACUUUUGGAGGACUCCUGGGAAAGACAGCAGUUGUCGCCCCCAGAAGGGUGAACCUUGGGCGUCCGGAAAGACCUGGCUGACUGCGCUCCUCGAGGAACCACAUUGCCAGGGAGAAAUAAGGUGGAAUGUAAACACAAACAAUCUCAACAAGAAGCCAAGAAAAGCGAGGCCAAAAGAAGCAAGCGCAACACUGUUACAAAACUGUCUGGUUUUGUAACAAUUUCCCUGCCGCCGGCCAAUGAGCGGCGUGGCGGUGCGUCACGUGGUGCCGUUUUAUAUAACACUUUGCUGAGACAAGACAGUUAUUAGGCGGCGCGGGGCGGCAGGCAUGGAGCUCGCGGUGGCGCGGCAGGGACCGGAGUGCGGAGCGCGGCCGCGGUGGCAGCCCCAAUUCCCUCCAGCCGCUGCUUCCUGCUCAGGGUCUUAGGCCCCUAGACGCCCCUUCCCGCGCAUGUUCUUCUCUCUAUGGAUUCAUUGCAGAUUGGACAGAUGCUGAGCUUGCCUGCUGAGCUUGGUAGCAACAACUUCGAGCUGGCAGAGCCGGAGGCAUCAGUAGCCCCGGUAGAUACCGGCUCCCAUCCGGAGGCGGCUACAGAAGGCUCCGCACCUCUACUGACACAGGAGCCGGGGCGGGAGCAGCCUGCAAGGGCCUCGACGCCGGAGUGCAAAGUCUUGCUCACGCAGGCCGACGCCCUGGCGUCCGGGGGGCGCCUCCGGGAAGCCCUCGAGGUGUAUAGACAGCUGUCAGAGCGGCAGCAGCUGGUGGCCGAGCAGCUGGAGCAGCUGGUGCGCUGCCUGGCAGAGAACGUACCGCAAGGCGAGGCGCUGGCGCCUGCACCCGCGGACCGGAGCAACGCGGUGAGCUGCGCGGUGGUGGCGGAAGAGACAGGGGUAGCAACGGCGGCUGAGGCCACCGAGGUGUGGGACGGCUUCAAGUGCCGGAAGUGCCACGGAUUUCUAUCAGACCCCGUGUCCUUGUCCUGCGGCCACACCUUUUGUAAACUGUGCCUGGAACGCGGGCGGGCAGCCGACCGGCGCUGUGCGCUGUGUGGGGUCAAGCUCUCGUCGUUGAUGGUGGCCACAGGGCGGGCGCGCGGGGCCCGGCGGGCUGGGCAGCCGCCGCCGCUGCGGGUCAACGUGGUGCUCAGCGGUCUCCUUGGCAAGUUGUUCCCGGGUCCGGCACGGGCAUCGCAACUCCGGCAUGAGGGCAACCGGCUGUACCGCGAGCGUCAGGUGGAGGCGGCGCUGCUCAAGUACAACGAGGCAGUUAGGCUAGCUCCAAAUGACCACUUGCUUUAUAGCAACCGGUCUCAAAUUUAUUUCACCUUGGAGUCUCAUGAGGAUGCAUUGCAUGAUGCAGAAAUAGCAUGUAAGCUCCGCCCAAUGGGUUUUAAGGAAAAUUCGGAGCUUCCACAUUGUUCUACACAGGAGGAAGCAGCAGUCAAGGGGGACUGCAGCAGCUUGAUGAACCCAGCGCAAGUAAAGGGGGAUGGGCAACAAGGAAACAUGAAAGACCAGAAAGGAGAAGAGGAGAAGGGGGAUGCUGCCUCUCCAGAAGCUGCCUCCAUCAAGACUGGCAAAUGCCAGGAAAAGAAAAGGAAACAUUGUCAAGUUGAACCCCCAAACCCAGAGGUGCCUAAUAAAACCUCUAAGCCAGAUCCUCCCACUGAUCCGGGGGCCAAACCUGCUCUCAGUGUCCCCCUCGCCUCUUUUGACGCAUCUGAUCUUGAAUGCUCCCUAUGCAUGAGAUUAUUCUAUGAGCCAGUCACAACACCUUGUGGGCACACGUUUUGCUUAAAAUGUCUUGAAAGAUGCCUAGAUCACAAUGCGAAGUGUCCACUGUGCAAAGAUGGUCUUUCGCAGUGCUUGGCAUCAAGAAAAUACAGCAAAAAUGUCAUAAUGGAAGAGCUAAUAGCUAAAUUCCUUCCAGAAGAACUCAAGGAACGAAGGAGACUUUAUGAAGAGGAAAUGGAAGAACUUUCUAACUUAAAUAAGAAUGUGCCUAUUUUCGUGUGUACUAUGGCCUAUCCCACCGUUCCUUGUCCCCUGCAUAUAUUUGAGCCUUGUUACCGUCUGAUGAUUCGUAGAUGCAUUGAGACAGGCACAAGACAGUUUGGCAUGUGCCUUGGAGAUCCCGUCAAAGGUUUUGCAGAACAUGGCUGCAUCCUAGAGAUCAGAAACGUUCAAUUCUUUGCCGAUGGCCGCUCAGUGGUUGACAGCAUAGGCAAGAGGCGCUUCAAGGUCCUCCAUCAGGGCCAGCGGGAUGGUUACAACACAGCCGACAUUGAAUACAUUGAAGACCAAAAGGUUCAAGGAGAGGAUUGUGCGGAGCUCAUGGGAUUACAUAACUGUGUCUAUGAGCAAGCGUCAUCGUGGUUUCAUUCACUCAAAUCAUCUCUGAAGAAUCGGAUACUCAAUCACUUUGGUCCAAUGCCAGAGAAAGAUGUGGAUCCCCAGAUUAACCCAAAUGGUCCAGCCUGGUGCUGGUGGACAUUAGCAGUUCUUCCAUUAGAAAGCCGAGCUCAGCUCCCGUUCCUAGCAAUGAAGUCCUUAAAGGAUAGACUGAAUGGUAUUCGGCGUGUCCUGGCCUUUAUAUCCCGAAACCAAAACUAGUUUGAGUGGAUGACUGAAGAGGAAACUUCCACCCUCCCCACUGUCUACAGGAGUCAUCGUGUAAAUAUAUCUAGUUGCAAUAACAACAGAAGGAAGUGUCAAACAGAGGCAUUAUUACCCUGCUGUUGAUCACAGAGAGAAAUGGAGUAGAAACACCAAAAGAAUGUGACCUGUUUGAAACUUUCUGUCUCAAGAUGCUUCUUGAAUGCUGCACGACUACAUGCACAGCAGAGGUAUUCGAGAGCCCAGAAAUUUUUUUUUUAUUUUGGCAUAAAAUAUUCUGAAAGUUUAAUGUGGUUUUGCUUUAAUUUUCUUUCAUUGAUGAAUGACUGUGUGUUUGAAAUGUGAAGCAAAGAUUCUAAUAAUGUUACUGCAUUAUUUCACUUACUUGAGGCCUCAUUCCAAAUGGUUCAGGUUUUAUAUGGCAUUGUGUAAAAUAAUGUUCAUACUUCUUUCUGUUUUAAUAAUGUUCAUACUUCCUUCUGUUUUAAUAAUUUAUUUUUGCACUACUGUAUCCUUUUUUUCUACAUGUGUGUUUGUAACUAUUCAAGUGUACAUUACUGAAGUCAAUUGCUUUAUUUAUUGAUGUAGUUUAGCAUGUACCUAGAGGGAAGUUACAAUACUAGAAAUGUGCCAUUUUUGCUUUAACCAUUUUUUACUACGUCCGAUGCCAGUUCUUGAACCAUUUUUGUAUCAAUCCAAUUGGAUGUCUAAAGGAACUUCAGAAUCAUGCUAAGAUCAUCUAUCUUCACAGAUUCUAUUUACUUGUAGUUUCAAUUCAACAAUAUAAAAUACUUAAGAGAUUUGGCAUAGAUUAUGGAAUAAGCCAGGGUAAAGUAAAAUAAUCCAUUUUCUACGUGUUAUACAGAGCAAGGCUGAAGGAAUUCUUUUUCUGGAACAAAUUGAUAAAUCAGAGGAGUGUCCUUUAUUACAAUCUAUUAUAGGCGGUUAUUUCAGCAAUCUAAUUCUAAGUGUUUCUAAUUUCUCCCCAGUGCAGUUAGGAAUGAGAUUUUUGGCAGGAUAUUUAACCCUUCAUAAGAAAUGGUUUUCAGUUUGGUACAUACAGCGAGGCCGAGCUAGCCUCCUCUUCUCAGGGUUCUGAGGAUCGCAGCCUGGCCAGCAUCUGAGGAAACACUUGCUGAAGGACUGCUUGUUAUGAAAACUAUAAAGAAGCCAGUAGAAAAGGUAGAACACUUAAAAAAAACAAUCUUUUUGGUUUUUUAAUCUUUGUAAGAGAAACAGAAAAUUAAUCCAUGAUUAAUUUUUAUAAUCCAUGAUUAUCUAAACACUGCCUGUCCUCUAAGUUGCAAAGGGCCUAAGAUUUCAAUAGAGGGGAAGAAUGAUGGACAAGGAGAUAAGAGUGAGCCCUGGUUUAGCUUGCUUAGAGUUAGUGUGAUUCCUUUAGUGCCAGGCGAACAUGAAAAAUAGCAUGAGUAUGGGAGUGUUAUAAUGACAGAGUAAAAAGAUUAGGGCAGGGAAACAGUAAAUUGUGCCAUUUGCAAAUCGCCCCCCACACACACACACACCGCCCCAUGAUUCUGGACAGCUGCAGUGUGUUAUUUACUCGCACCCUGACCACUCUGUUAAGGUGAGAGGUUAACGCCUCAAGUAAUCAGUCUGACUUCUUCCAUCACCACCUGUGGCCAGAAACAGAAAAGGCAGAAUGAGAUGAUCCAGGCAACGUAAGAGAGAUUAAGGUAAGCAGAAACCAAAUGAUCUUUUCUCCACUUUUGUAAUGGACACCAUGUUGUCAGCACAUUAUGUUAUCAGGUUUGAUGUUUGGAGCCAGACUGGGCCAAUGAAGAAGGAUAGGUGUGGUUACUGCACAAGCAAACUCUACAAGACUCAGGAAGCAGGAAAUUAAAGGCUCCCCCCUCUGACUUAGUGCCCAGCCAUGUGGUCAUUACACAUUCCUAGUACAAUAGGUUCCUAUUAUCUAGUGUAAAUGCAACCCAAAGAAGGGUCAUAAACAUCGCUGCUUGCCAGAUGUGUUACUUUUGUGAUCAAACUUUUUCUGAGCCCCAGUUUCCUCAUCUAGCAAAUGGUAGUGAUAAAUACAGCAGAUAGUGUUGUUAUGAACAGUAAAUAAAAUUAUAUAUAUAUAUAUAUAUAUAUAUAUAUAUAUAUAUACAGUGCCUAGCAAAUAGGAGACAAUAAUAGCUGUGAUUAUAUUAUUCAUAGUGAUGGAAUAUCAUUAGGGGCCAACAUUGGUAUAAAACGCUGACUUUACGCACAAUACCCAUUUUCAACUACUUUAAACUUGUCUGGGGAAUCCACCCCACUGAGUCUCAGGCCAUAACUUGAUGCUUUACAGGUAAUUCCUUUUGGAGUCAAGUCUGUUUGGGAAAGUGAAAAGACUGGAAAACAAAUGAGGGUCUGAGAUAAGAGAGAAUUCUGUGCGAUCAAUUUUUUUCUGAUUUCAAUAGGGCUAAAAAGUAGUAUUGUUAGCAGGUUUAGAAUUUCUGAUAUAAUGGAAGCUUUAAGUUCUAGCUUCCUUAGGAUAACCAACUCAUCACUUCCUGCUCUCCAAAAUGUAUUGAAAAUCUUCCUCAUGCCAGGGUGAGUGAACACAUUUUACAAUCUAUGACAUUUGUGCUUAGUUCGUGGUCUUUCUUUAUGCUGCCCAAACAAAACUGUAUUUUGAACUUACUAUAUACCAGGUACUGAGCCAGGUGAUUUCACAUACAUGAGCUCUUUAAAUCAUUUACUCCUCGCAUCAACCCUGUGCGAUCACUUCUCAUCCUCAUCUUGUGGAUGAGAAAGCUGAGGCUGCAAUGCUAAAUACUUCGCCUAAGUAACACAGUCAACCACUGAAUAGCCAAGCCUGAUUUUUAACCCAUACUUUGCAGAUUUUUAACAUUUUAAGUAGUUUGUGUUACACAUAAUUUCCUUAAAUGGGCAUGGCAACCAAGUCACAAAAGCACCCCAAAAGCUCAUAAUGGGAAGUUGGAGGUUAUGUAAAAGUAAAUUGCCCAACACAUAUCUACUUAAUCUAGAUAGAAAGGGAAGUUUGAUUUUUUGAAAUAAAAUUCCACAUCAUAGAAUGCUUCAUGUUUAUAAAUGAGAACCUAACUCCAGCAAAUGUAGAUCUUGGCAAGGCAGAAUUGCACUUUACUCUCAGUAGCCUAGAUGCACAAAAUGGGUGGUUUUACAGCAAGCUUUUGUUUCAGUAGUGGUGAGAGGCAGGAUGCAAAGCUAAGCCUUAGUGUUCUUUGGAAUGUACUUGAAUGGGGUAAUCAGUUAGACGUGAAUAUUUUCAACGCUUGUAAAUUGGUUUUGCAGAAAAGCUUGGGAAUGAAGAGUAUACAGAGAAAAAACAUAAAUCCAGAAGGACAAGACUUGGUAAAUAGUGCCAUUUAGUUGGUUUGUUUUGCUGUCUAUCAGGACCCAGGGUGUGUGUGUGUGUGUGUGUGUGUGUGUGUCUGUCUGUCUGUCUCUCUCUCUCUCUCUCUCUCUCUCUCUCUCUCUCCAUAUGUGCACACGUAUGUAUAUGUGUGUGUAUAUAUAUUAGGUACCAAGCAGAUAUUAUGCCUUUCUACUUUGUACUGUACUACUGCUGCUAGCAAAAAACCAGCAAAAUCUAGAAAAUGAAAAUGAUAAAAACGAAUUUUCUGUGGACAACUUGGAGAAAAGAGUGCUUGCCCCUGACUUAGGGAGCAAGGAACUGACUAUUUCAACAAUUUGCCUUUUCUGAAGGCUGACUGCUUCUAGCCUCACAGGGCUAGUUGAGUCACUGUGCAUGUGACACUUCCAUCUCUGCCUGUGGAGCUGGCCUGGGCUUAGAUAAUCCCCUGUGACUAGCCCUUGGAUCAGUGGAGCUCCUGAGGCAGGCUCACAGCACCCAGAGGUCUCUUACUGUCAAUAGAUUGCACACUGUUGAUGGACUGGAAUCCAUUGUGUACUGUGUCCCCCCAUGCCAACUCCAUUUCCAAGAUGGAGUUUUAUUCAGGGACUCAUUCCUUGAGUGCCCAAUAUGUUGACUUUGCAUCCCUUUCUGUUUACCAAGGCAGAAUCAUAGCAGAGGUGUGUAAUAAAGUUGCAAAUAGAAGGCAGCCCAAAUAAUGGAAAAGGACAGAUUUUUCAGCCCUUUCUCGGGCUUGUUGAUUGAGGUUUUGAUGUAUGAUCAAAGACAGUUCUGAAAAGCAGCCGGUUGCAUGGGCUGUAGUUUGUGGCCCUUCCUGAGUGCAAAGAGAAAGAAAGAAAAGGAGCCAUGUAAAAUGUACACAUUCAAUUCUUUUUAGAAUGACAGCUCCCUCCGUUCAGCUGUUUAAUAAUCUGGGUUAAGCACAUCUAGAGGUGAAAUGAAGAUAUUUUCACUUACAAGUGGGUAUUUUCAAACGCGCUAAGUUAACCUUGAGAGAGAAGUGCCUGUGAUCUCUGUUCUUGAUGACAUUUUAAAGUUUUUGCUUCAUGACUCUGUAGUCAUUUGAAAAUACGUCACAGCAAAUUAAAGGGAGUUUACAAAGCAACACUGUAGCUUAUGCACCAUUUUAAAAGUUGCUUAAGAUUUAGCUAUUGCCAAAGCCAACAACAAUAAAUAACAAAAUAAAAGGAGAACAGAUAGGUCAAUGUGGCAUCACAGGCUUAUCUUAGAUAAACGAGUGCCAUCAUUUUAUGUAGUUAUCAGUAAUUCUAGGAGUAAAAUAUCAAGCAAGCCAUUGAAACAGCUGCAAAUGUGUCUGUGUUUGUUAUUCCAUUUGUUUGUUGAGCAGCCAUUUUACUCUCACUGUAAUGAACUGAAAGGGGAAUUAAGAUACUGCUCCCCCACCCCGUAUUGAUAUUCAACUACCUCUAUAUGCUCGAUUUCUCUUUAAGAUUUUCUUUCCUCCAAAUCUGUACAAAAAAGUUUCAGCUCAUCUAUGUUGUAAUAACAAUGUGACAUAGUCUCUGUGAAAGCUGUUUGUUCAUUUAAAAAUGUUCCCUAUUGUCUCACUUUGUAUAUAACACACCUCUACCUAUACCUUAGGGCAAGAAUUACCCAAAUACCUUCAUCUUGUUGGAAGCCGAAUAGAAAGGAAAGCUAUUGGAACAUUUAACUUGCUCUUGUUCCUGUUAGUUAUAAUACAUUUGACCAGAAGAUCUUUCAAGGAACUAGACCUGUACUCAGAGAGCAAGCUCUUACUUAGUAUGUGACAAUGAAGCAGAUGUGAACUGAUUAAUGUGACUGAUGUGUUCUGAAACCCUGGCCAUAAAUUAAUUGUUAAAAAAUACA
Hipposideros armiger (great roundleaf bat) is the source of this 8173-nucleotide messenger RNA. It is a transcript of the gene LONRF3, whose product is annotated as LON peptidase N-terminal domain and ring finger 3. The transcript is spliced from 12 exons. NCBI's taxonomy places the organism in Eukaryota, Metazoa, Chordata, Mammalia, Chiroptera, Hipposideridae. The coding region runs from base 814 to 2961 and encodes 715 amino acids. The record is from RefSeq and is a predicted model, not a curated record. Gene Ontology annotation, molecular function: metal ion binding; ubiquitin protein ligase activity; protein binding.